Messenger RNA from Cuculus canorus (common cuckoo), 3626 nucleotides. It is a transcript of the gene POLL, whose product is annotated as DNA polymerase lambda. NCBI's taxonomy places the organism in Eukaryota, Metazoa, Chordata, Aves, Cuculiformes, Cuculidae. Bases 397 to 2133 code for a protein of 578 amino acids. The record is from RefSeq and is a predicted model, not a curated record. Gene Ontology annotation, molecular function: DNA binding; DNA-directed DNA polymerase activity. The transcript has 9 exons. Gene Ontology annotation, cellular component: nucleus. Gene Ontology annotation, biological process: double-strand break repair via nonhomologous end joining.
CUUUCCCAUUCCUCCCUCUUUCUCCCCCUUCUUUCCCAUUCCUCCCCAUUUCCCCCCAGUUUCUCCUCCUUUUGCCCCGUCCCCCUGGGGAGGGCUCCCUUCCCUGGACCUGUGGGCCAGCGAGCAGGGUAUCUUAUCUUGGAUGAGUUAAAAUCCCACUUGGAAAACUCUUCCAAACCCUGGAGAGGACCCAGGCACCUAGAAGCUUUGCUGUGGUUUUUCUUUCUUUGUCUAACAGAAAAUAUUACUGUUUUCAGAGGGCUUUUCUUGGUUAAAAUGUUCUGAAAAUGGAAGCGUUUCAGUGAAGCUGAACUUCAGACAUACAGCACGGUUUCUUCUCCCCAAAGCCAAACUCUUCCUUGCACAGAAAUUGCAGAUAAACUUCCCAUCAGGCCUAUGGAGCCACGAGGGAUUGUCAAAGCCUUUCCCAAGAGGAAGAAGGUGAGAGGUGACUCAGGGAAAAGCGUCCCUCCGAAGAUACCAAAAGAGGAAGGAACAGAGAUAUCUGAGGCAGCGUGGCUGGAACCAGUCACUGCCUACGUGUUGCAGGCUGGCAUUGGCCAAGCCAGGGCGGAGAUCUUCCGCAAGCAGAUUGUCCAGAAUGGAGGUGUUGUACAGAACCAGCUCUCCUCAGAGGUGACGCACGUCAUCGUGGCUGAAGACAUGGACUGUGAUCGGGCCUUUCGGCUCCUUAAAUUAACCAGGCUACCUUCAGGGCUGCAGCUGGUGAAGGCAUCUUGGCUAAGUGCUUGCAUUAGAGACCAGAAGCUGCUGAGUACUGCUGGCUAUGCUGUCUUUGUCCCUCGCAGGUACCUGGAGAACGGAGAACUGCGGAAGGAGCAGCAGGUCCUGGGCAGUGAAGAGAUUCAGCCAUCAGCAGAUGAGGGAACCAUGAAACCAAAUACUGAAGCACAAGUCAGGGAUUCCUUGCAGCAAGGCCUGGGCACCCUUGGACAGCAGCAACUGGCUGAGAAAGCCUCUGAUGAUGAAGACAGUGAAGGAGAAGAUGCUAGCGUCACCCAGGAAGACCUGGAAGCAUUGAUUUCUGGCCGCUACCCUGUGAAAUCAUCAGAGGAGACCAGUGACAGCUCUUCUGCAGUGGCUCGGCCUGCCAGCAAGUGGGUUUGUGCCCAUUCCUCCAACAGUAAGAAGGACAAUCACAACCAGUGCAUCACAGAGAAGCUGGAAGUGCUGGCAAAGGCCUAUUCUGUCCAGGGCGACAAGUGGAGAGCUCUGGGCUACUCCAAAGCCAUCAAUGCACUCAAGAGCUACCACAAACCAGUUACCUCCUACCAGGAAGCCUGUAAAAUCCCUGGAAUUGGGAAGCGGAUGGCAGAGAAGAUCCUGGAGAUCUUGGAGAGUGGGCACCUGCGCAAGCUGGAUCACAUCAGUGAGAGUGUGCCUGUGCUGGAGUUGUUUUCCAACGUCUGGGGCGCAGGGGUUAAGACAGCUCAGAUGUGGUACCAGCAGGGUUUCCGGACACUGGAUGAUAUCCGUACCAAGGCGACUCUCACCAGCCAGCAAGCUGUGGGGCUGAAGCACUACACAGAUUUCCUGGAGCGCAUGCCUCGGGAGGAAGCUGCAGAAAUAGAACAGACCGUCAGACAAGCUGCCCUGGCCGUGAAGCAUGGGCUCGUGUGUGUGGCAUGUGGCUCCUACCGUCGGGGGAAGCCCACCUGUGGAGACGUGGAUGUACUGAUCACGCACCCAGAUGGGCAGUCUCACCGUGGGGUGUUCACCAAGCUGAUCGACAGCCUCCACAAGAGCGGCUUCCUUACGGAUGAUCUGGUGAGUAAGGAGGACAACGGUGAGCAGAAGAAGUACCUGGGGGUGUGCUGCCUCCCUGGGCCAGCCCAGCGUCACCGCCGGCUUGACAUCAUCGUGGUGCCUUACAGUGAGUUCGCCUGUGCCCUGCUGUACUUCACAGGCUCAGCUCACUUCAACCGCUCCAUGCGGGCCCUGGCCAAGACCAAGGGCAUGAGCCUCUCGGAGCAUGCCCUCACCUCGGCUGUGGUGCGAGGCCCUGGAGGCGUCAAGGUGGUGUCUGGUCAUGUUCUGCCCACUCCCACUGAGAGAGAUGUCUUCAUUCAGCUGGGGCUGCCUUACCGGGAGCCCUCGGAACGGGACUGGUGAUGUGCAGAUGUCACCGAGCACCCUGGGCCCACUGCUGUGCUGCUGUUCUGAAGGGUGCCAAUUUCUCCAGUGCUGCUCUGUGGUGACUGCAGACCAGGGAGCGUAUCCCAGCAAACUGGGGCUCUUCAGAAGUGUGAGGCUCUGCUGUUGGCAGAGCUGCUUCACCCAGCAGAGGCUGUGGGCUGGAAUCACACUGGAUGUGCUGCCCAUCAGCUACCCUGGCCCUGCUCUCCCCAGGGAAGCUUCAGAAAGCUGGGCUGUAGAACCGUGUGAUCUAGCCCCUGACAGUGCUUGGAAACUGAGGAAGUGGGAUGCAUCUUCCUCUGUGUCUGAGCACAGACACCUCAAAAUCUCUGGCCUGAGCAGUAUUUGAAGGCAGCCAGGAUCUGGCUUGGUCCAGGAACAGGCCUUCCCCCUUUUCACUACUGUUGACAGUUGCUACUAUGGGAAUCGUGAAGGGUCUGCCAUGCUGCUGCUGUGCGCUCCCUCCAUCUAAGCAGACUUGUGUCCUCUGGCAGGUCUCACAGCGUGGGGCCAGGCUUCUGUGACUGCCACCAGCUUGCCCUGGUGCCAGGUAAACCUGGAGGGAGGCAUGGGGACACGAUGGGCUAUGUCUGCUUGCUCUCAGCCCAUUGUGUGCUGAGAAUCUUCCAGGGCAGAGAACUGUGAUCCCCCUGGUCUGCCCCCAAGAGCUCCUUUCCUCUCAGAGCAGGAGAGUGGCUCUUGUGGCUCAGGGGAGCUGUGCUCGGGAAGGGUUUGCAUGUAAUGGCUCUGAAUGUAACCUGGCAGGGUGAUGCGUUUGGUGCAUGCAAGGCACAGAGGCAGAGAGAAACACAAGGAGAUAGGUUAGCUCUAAUUUGAGUGAAGUGAAAGCUUUCCCUUUGCACAUGUGGAAGCCAUGGAGUCAUCUGUUCUUUGAUCAGAAAGUGUGUGUAUAUUUGAGUAUGCAUGUAUGUGUGCGCUGGCCCUGUUCCAUUGGGGUGAGUUUUAUUUCUCAGGAAACCUCAGCUAGUGAAGAUGAAUGUCUCAGAGACUUUUAGUGCUCCGUCUCCGUUACGGCAUUGUAGUGGUUCUUCCUACAGAGGUGCUGCUCAGUGGCAUCAGCUGCCAGGAAGGCCAAGUUGGGCACUACUGUACCAGGACCCCAAGGUUCCUUCUGGCCGGUGUCUGGGCCUGGCUUCCCGCUCCCUUGUCUCUGGGGGGAACGCGUAGCUGGCCACCCCCGCUCUCCACUCUGCCACGUCUUUGCAGCAAUGAGCUGCGUGUUUGCUGCUGGAGUGGGCUCAAAGGCUUUAAGCCUGGUAAGUUUGCACAGUUUCUUGCUGCACUGUCAGUGUCAUGUGGGGCUGAAGUGUUUCCUGGGAGGCCUUGACCUCAGCAGUGUUGUCAGCCCAGCCUCACUACCAAACACUGGAUGGAAAUGAAUGUCUGCUGGUGUGUUUUGAUGCUUUGAAAUUUGAAGUGUAAUAAAUUCUUUCUCCCUUUUUCCUUGG